This is a messenger RNA of Monoraphidium neglectum, 876 nucleotides long. Its product is annotated as Protein cbbY, chromosomal. The transcript is spliced from 7 exons. Gene Ontology annotation, molecular function: hydrolase activity. NCBI's taxonomy places the organism in Eukaryota, Viridiplantae, Chlorophyta, Chlorophyceae, Sphaeropleales, Selenastraceae. The record is from RefSeq and is a predicted model, not a curated record. Bases 1 to 876 code for a protein of 291 amino acids.
AUGCAGACUCGUGCGCUCUCCGGGAGGCCCUCGGCCGCCCGCGCCUCCUGCCGCCCGUUCUCCGCCUCCCGCAAUGGCCCGGCCCCGCGUGCCGGCGUGCUCGCGGCAGCGGGGCCCUCUGCCGCGCCACUGCCAGAGGCGCUGCUGUUUGACUGCGACGGGGUCAUCGUUGAUACAGAGAAGGACGGCCACAGGGUGUCCUUCAACGAGGCCUUCAAGCGCAAGGGCCUUGACCAUGAUUGGGGUGUUGAGCUGUACGGGGAGCUGCUGGAGAUCGGCGGCGGCAAGGAGCGCAUGACAAAGUACUUCAAGGACGUCGCCGACCGCGAGCCCUUCCGCACCACGACAGACCCCGCUGCCCAGCAGGAGCUGGUGAAGGGCCUCCACCUGCUGAAGACCGACCUGUUCAUGGACCUCGUGGAGGCGGGCAGCAUGCCGCUGCGGCCGGGGGUGGCGCGGCUGGUCAAGGAGGCGGUCGCGGCCGGCGUCCCCGUGGCGGUGUGCUCCACCAGCAAUGAGCGGGCCGUGAGCACCAUCGUGCGCGUGAUGCUCGGGGAGGACGUGGCCAAGGUGAUGCGUGUGUUUGCGGGGGACGUGGUGCCCAAGAAGAAGCCUGAUCCGGCCAUCUACCUGCUGGCGGCGAAGGAGCUGGGGGUGUCCCCCGCCAGGUGUGUUGUGGUCGAGGAUAGCCGCAUCGGCCUCAGGGCCGCCAAGUCGGCUGGCAUGACCUGCAUCGUCACAAAGUCCUCCUACACGCAGAACGAGGACUUCACCGGCGCCGACGCGGUGUUUGACUCGCUGGACGCCGGGGAGGUGACGCUGGCCAAGCUGUCGGAGCUGGCUGCGGCCGCGACGGCCGCCAACGCGGCUGCGUGA